Messenger RNA from Naegleria gruberi, 1752 nucleotides. RefSeq lists its product as uncharacterized. Bases 1 to 1752 code for a protein of 583 amino acids. The record is from RefSeq and is a predicted model, not a curated record. Gene Ontology annotation, cellular component: BLOC-3 complex. The transcript has a single exon. Lineage: Eukaryota; Heterolobosea; Eutetramitea; Acrasida; Naegleriidae. Gene Ontology annotation, molecular function: guanyl-nucleotide exchange factor activity.
AUGUUAAACAAUAACAAUGGAGGGACAGUGUUGAAUAGUGGGCGAGGAUCUGAUUUUUUGAGUGUUGGUGGUGGAUUGUCAUCGAAUGGAAAUCAGACACCUGUUUCUCCACUAGCUUCGAUAAGAUUUAAUGGUGAGAAUAAUAGUGGUGGUGAUGGAUUAUAUUCAAAGAAUCAACAAGAUAAUCAAUAUGUUUCCAGGGUGGUUUCUCACAAAUACUUUACUAUUGCUCAAACUUCAAUGGAAUUAUUCUCGGAUCACCCAGCUGCAAAGCUUGGCAUUCCAGUUUUGAGUGUUGCUCAACAAACGUUAAAGAAUUGUUAUAGUACAACAUGUAGACAAAUUCAUACACUUGGAAAUGAUAAAGUACUAUUGACACAUCAAUGUGGAGAGUUGCAUUAUUGUAUUAUUUAUAUUAGAGAAGUUGAAAAGAGAAAGAAGGGAGAAGUUUUUGAUAAUGAAGAUUUUGAAGAGGAACCAAAAGAAUCAACAGCAGCCUUGUACAGACAAAUUAGUUUAUUACACGAUUUGACAAACUUUUGCAUCAUGUUGAAUCCUUUCAAUCAACAUGGUUUCAACAACAGAUCUUUGAAUCAAUCUGCUAUUUACAAUUUAAUGAAACCACUUGUAGAAACAAUGAAAAGGCUGUAUAGAACACAACAGAGUGUUCUCGUGCAAGGAAUUGAAUAUGUAGAUUUGAAUCAAUUCAAUAGAGGUUCAAUUAUUGAAGCACUGAAGAAAGGUACUGAACCUUACCCAUAUAUUUUGCAUGCAGUCUUACUUGUUGGUACUAAAUUGGCUGCUGUACACUCUAGAGAAAAGACUUGGAUAUUGCUUCCAAGAGAUAUUUUGUGUUUGAUUGUUUUUACUCAGAGUGCUUUCUACGGAGAAAAACCAAAACAAAUGGGUAAGAAUGGAACAAGUGAUGAAUCUGAUAAUAUUACAAGAUCUAUUUUCGAGUAUUUGAAUUUCCAUGUGACAGAGAAUGGAGGAGAUCAUGAUCAAAAACUUGGACGAUAUGGAGUCUAUUUCGAAUAUGACAAGGACCAAGAUAUGACUUUAAUGUUGAUUUGCGAGUCCAAUAUUACCAAUAUCCAGCAACAGACUACCAAAGUGAUUCCAUCCUCUGUUGGUAGUUACCAAUCUGCCUCUUCACUAACAAUGGCAGCAUCAUUCAAAGAAGUUGAACAACAACCAAUUGAUGAAGAACAAAAUAAGGAAACAGUUCAUGAUCAAUUGAAAGAGGCAGCUAUAAGAGUCAAUGAAGAAAUUUCAAACUUUAAGAGAUUUUCAUUUUUGAAAAUUAAGGCCGAGUCACAUGUCACCAUGCUUAGCUAUCUCCAUUACUGUCCUGGGUUGAUACAUUUUAUUUUAGUAGAUCGAAUUUACAAUAGAGUUUUUGCACCAAGAAUUGUUCCUCUCAAUACAAUUAAUACCAACCAAAAGAAUGAUGAAGAACAAGUCGCCUUUUUGAAAAAGAAAGUUUGGGAAAUGUGCUUUACUCUUCAACAAUACAGAGAUGAAGGUUAUACAGAAAUUGGAGUUUGUGGUGAGGGAGUUCAAUAUUGGUUCAAGGAAUGGUUUGAAGAUGAAAAGAUGCUUGAACUCAAAAUGACCAGAAAUAACUUGAAGUAUGCUCGUUCUCAUUUUGAACUCUAUACAAUGUAUCUGCCAUUUGUCUCUGUCCAAGCCAUUUCACAUCAUAACAAACUACUCGUUCAAUUACUGUUAGACAGAAGAGAUUUAUCUUGA